Molecule: messenger RNA, 1108 nt
Organism: Hypoxylon fragiforme
Lineage: Eukaryota; Fungi; Ascomycota; Sordariomycetes; Xylariales; Hypoxylaceae
Product: DUF1531-domain-containing protein
Exons: 1
Coding region: 377-853 (158 amino acids)
Biological process (GO): protein transport
Source: RefSeq, a predicted model, not a curated record
AUAUUUUUAAGGUUCAAGAUGGACAGAUAGCGUAUUCUUAGCACUUAGCUCGAGGCCCGUGCGGUAUACUGUACUACCCGAAAGCGGCAUUUAUUUCAUUUAUUUGUCGAACUCGAAUUUCUUCUCGGCGUUUUAUGUCGCGCGAGCAAUUCAAAGAGCCUCCAACCAUCACUCCUACAACCAUUGACUUUGAAUAGUUUCCAUGCAUCUGUAUUAUUACUUGGUUACUUCUUGUCACUGAGGCUUUUUUAGACGAAUAUAAUACUCCAAUUGGACCUUCUUACGAUAUCAAUUUGCUUCCUUCAUCUUGCUUACAUCCUGCCGUUUCCCUCAGACUCGAGCUUCUAGAAAAAAGAGACUUAAUAAUCCGCCCAUCAUGUCGGAACUCGUAGAGCUCGUCAGUCACCUUUUCGAUUCGAUAUCCCAGCUGUUCACUCUGGUAAAAGAUCGCGCUUCAACCAACCUCAGCGAGUCUUUCUCGUCUAUGACACCAAAGCAAUGGAUUCGGCUAGUUAUAGUUGUCGGUGCUUAUGCACUGCUGCGACCGUACAUCAUCAAGAUGGGCGCCAAAUUCCAGGAGAAGCAGCUUGAGAAACAAUUUGCAAAGGAGGAGGAAGAGGCCAUAGCGGCGGAAAUAUCACCCAACCAGCUCCGUGGCUCCAAACACGAAAUACCUGACGAUAGCGACGACGACAAUGACCAGGCUGUGACAUCCGCUACGGAUUGGGGAAAGAAGGCCCGGAAGCGCCAGCGCAACAUGAUCAAAAACUUGCUCGACGCAGAAGAGAAGAGGCUACAGGAGCUCCAGGAGGAUGAAGAGGAUAAAGAUAUCGAGCAAUAUCUUGUUGAAUAAGGCUGGCUGUGCCGAGGUUCGCGAAAAUUCAGUCGAAUACAUUUUUAUACGGUAGCUUGAAAAAUUCAAGCAACCUACCGAUCGAGACGUCCAUUUUUUUUAAUGCUUUCCCAUGUAUGCCAGGUGUGCAGACUCCAUCAUUGCUGCAACCAUACAGUACAUUCGUGGUUCAACCCAUAUCAUGAGGUACGAUAGUUUGACGCGAAUCAGUGCCCACGAGUCAUACCAGAGCUAUAGUGGCCUUAAUAUUUUAUG